CGGUGCAGCGCAUGCGCAGUGCGGGCGCUUCGCUCCCUCCUCCUCCUCCUCCUCGUCGUGUCGGGCAGGCGGUGGCGGCGGCUGCUGCGGGGCCGCGCGGAGACUUCACCUCCCGCUCGCCAGGGCCGCGCAGGCCGCACUCACAGCCCGGAUAUGGCUCGUGGACAGCAGAAGAUUCAAUCGCAGCAGAAAAAUGCCAAAAAGCAAGCUGAGCAGAAAAAGAAACAAGGACAUGAUCAGAAGGCUGCAGCCAAGGCUGCCUUGAUAUAUACCUGCACUGUCUGUAGGACACAAAUGCCGGAUCCCAAGACCUUCAAACAGCACUUUGAAAGCAAGCAUCCUAAGACUCCACUUCCUCCCGAAUUGGCUGAUGUUCAGGCAUAAGGUUGUCUACAGGUGAAAUCAUGGCACCUAUUGACUCUUCUACUGUCAGACCUUACAUAACAAACCUGCAGCUGCUUUUCUAAAACUGUUGAUCAGCAAAAAUGAAGGGGCUACAGAAACAUUCAUAUUUUUAUGCUGUUCCCUCUUGGGCUUCAAGCAAAGACAAUUCUGUGUAAAUGUACAGUUGUGCCCUAUUUGGAAAUCCUGAAAAAUCAGUCCAUACUUGUUAUAAAAAAUUUUUUACAAUUGUAAUUAUAUUGAUGUUCAUAUUGUGUAAAAUAACUCAUUUAAUAAAGUAGUACUUUGAUUU
Molecule: messenger RNA, 694 nt
Organism: Pezoporus flaviventris
Lineage: Eukaryota; Metazoa; Chordata; Aves; Psittaciformes; Psittacidae
Gene: ZNF706
Product: zinc finger protein 706
Exons: 4
Coding region: 154-384 (76 amino acids)
Source: RefSeq, a predicted model, not a curated record